This is a messenger RNA of Anopheles gambiae (African malaria mosquito), 2120 nucleotides long. Its product is annotated as protein FAM98A. The transcript has 3 exons. Gene Ontology annotation, cellular component: tRNA-splicing ligase complex. Lineage: Eukaryota; Metazoa; Arthropoda; Insecta; Diptera; Culicidae. The record is from RefSeq and is a predicted model, not a curated record. Bases 293 to 1984 code for a protein of 563 amino acids.
CAACAACUUUGACAAGCAACAUUUUCAGCUCCUUGCGGCAGCCGAAGGCAAAGUGAAGGCUAGAAAGAGUUUUUUCCCCGAAGAAAACGCAAGCAAAGCGAUUGUUUAUCCUCAGCCUGCGGCACCAGUUUCGCUUUAACAGGUUUGUGGAUGUUGUUUUAACAAUUCCUCACUUUACGUCGAAAUUUGUACGCGUAAAAGUGUGCGGUGCAGACACAUUUCCUACGUACGGUCACAAAAGCCGGCUUUUCGUUGCUGCUCUCCCUCUCGCUGAGGUCUGAUACUGGUGGCCAUGGCUGCGGAUGAGGCACAACUCAUCUACGAGCUGCGAAAUGUGGGGUAUGAAGGACCGUUUCUCGAUCAGAACUAUGCGUCGACGGCAAUCUUUGCGGGGCCGCAGAGCGGCGAGUUUCAGGACAUCGUCCUGUGGCUGACGGAGGAGAUCCGCAUCCUCGGCAAGCUGGACGAGCGCGUUGGGAAGAGUGAAGAUGCCAGCUCGUUCAUACUGGAGCUGUCCGCUUUUCUCAAGGAGCUCACCUGCCCGUACGCGAGCCUCACGUCCGGCCAUGUGUCGGACCGGUUGCAAACGCUCGAAUCGAAGCUGCUCUUGCUAGACUACCUGAUCAACGAGCUGAUGGCGUUCAAAAUGCUCGAAUCGCUCAAGCCGAAGGAAAAGUCGACCGUCAUCACGCUGCACGAAUCGCCGACCGCGGCCGCGCUGAAGGACAUCUGCAUCACGCUCGGCAUGGGCAAGCCGCCGAACAACGUGCCCCCGAAGGCACUGUUCGAGCGCAUUAACGCGAGCCUUGACGAGACGAUCCGGAAGGCGGGCGAAAACCGGCUCAGCAAACCGCUGUUCAGCCCGAAGGAGCGCCUGACGGCCGAACAGUGGGCUAAGCUGGAGAAGCUGCAGAAGGAUCUGGACAGCGAGUACGAUCUGCGGCGCAAGAUGCUGCUCACCCGGCUGGACGUGACGAUCCAGAGCUUCCGGUGGUCGAGCCGCGUCAAGGACAAGGAGGGCGUGAUUGCGGACCGGUACGCGGAAAAGCGCAAACUGCUCGAUACGAUGGAGGUCGGUGGGCGCGACACGGACAUUGCGGCGCUGCUGGCGGCCCGCGAAACGCUCGCCAUCAUCGAGAAGACGAGCAGCGCGUCGGUGCGCAAGAACACCAAGAGCAAGAUCCAGCGGCACAUAAUUGGGCGCGUGCCGGACAGGGGCGGACGAGCGUACGAGCACAAUCCGCCGCCGCUGGAAAUGCCGUCCUGGCAAACGCAGCGCAACACUGGCGGCGGUGGUGGUGGUGGUCGUGGUGGGUUUGGCGGUGGCAGGGGAGGCGGACGAGGCGGCGGUAAUAAUGCCGGUGGUGGAGGAUUUCAGCAACAGCAGCAGCAGGGAAAUUACUCCAACAAGGGCUAUAACCAGGGAGGAGGUCAAAACUACCAUCAGGGAGGCAGAGGAGGAUACAACCAUGGUGCCGGAAACGGUACGGGUGGUGGCGGUGGCGGUGGUGGCUUCCAUCAAGGUGGAGGAGGUGGUGGAGGUCACAAUCAGAACCGGGGCAGUCGUGUACAAGGCGGCUGGUCGCAACCUCAACAGGGUAGGUUAAAAUGGCCAUCAAAUCUUGUUACAUUUGGGUUCAAUUACAUUCGCUCCAUUGCAGAUUACAACCACAGCGGGUACGGAUCGGGAUCGGGACGCAGCAGCUACAGCAGUGGCAGCGAUCAGUACAGCAACAAUUCCGGCAGCAGCAGUCGGGCCGGCUACAGUGACCAUCGCGGCGGAGGCAACUACAGCGACCGUGGCUACGGAGGAUCGGACCGUGGGUAUGGGGGCGAUCGGGGCGGUGGUUACGGUGGUGACCGAGGUGGUAACGCCGGCUAUGGAGACAACCGCAACAACUACGACAACGAGUACAGCAGCCGGGGUGGCGGUCGUGGAGGCGGCGGACGUUCCAACUACAAUCGAGGGGGUGGACGGCGCUGAAAUCCAUCCCCGUGGUCACGUUUCAGUGUGCAUUUUCUACUCGUUUCCUGCCAUACAAAGAAAAUUGGCAUAAGAUACAUGUUCGGAUCAUACCAUCAAUAAACAAGCGGCAGCAGUCUUUCGUUGUCAUACUGUA